Molecule: messenger RNA, 2878 nt
Organism: Hypoxylon fragiforme
Lineage: Eukaryota; Fungi; Ascomycota; Sordariomycetes; Xylariales; Hypoxylaceae
Product: alpha/beta-hydrolase
Exons: 4
Coding region: 306-2291 (661 amino acids)
Biological process (GO): lipid metabolic process
Source: RefSeq, a predicted model, not a curated record
ACUUAGGAGCUUGUAUUGUAGGUUUAUGAUCAUGGUCCGAUUGUUACUGUGACACACAUUUUCUCAAAAUUGCAAUGGACUCUGGUAAUAUCUUCCCUUUCUUCGUCCAACUCGAAGAGUCGAAUUGUCAUCCUCUCUUCUCGUGUUCUUGUGUUUCAUCAUACAUCGUUGCUAGUCGUCCGUAAGAGUUGUUAGCAUAUCACCCCGAUCAAUGAGCUUUCCUAUUAUCUAGUAGCCCCUUAGCCAUACCAUAGACUCUUCAGCACCUAUCUAUAUGCUAUAUCACAAUCCAAUAUCAAAUCAUCAUGGGGUUCUUCGGUCGAUCUAAGAAGAAACAAGCCCCAGAGGUUCCGACUCCCAAAGUCAGCCAGCUCGUGUCACCAGAAGCACAAAUUCCACCACCACCAUCAUGGCAUCCCCAGGAUAGAACACACCAAGCUCCAGCUCCUGGACAGAGUCCUGGCUAUAUGCUCCCGUCGCCACCACCACUACCACCAUCACCUGUCUGGACUAAUACAUUACCUCCCAUCACAGGCCCACCUCCUCAGUACUAUGAUCAACCGCCGUAUCCACCUAUCGUAGUAAAUCAGCAUUACUAUCUUGGACCACCGAAUUCUCAUCCGGUAGGAGCACAGCCGUAUCCCUAUGGCAGCACGCCAUGUGCCGUUAGCAGACUCAAGCUUGGCUCUGCGGUAAACUUAGCAAACGAGAUAAUACCAGGGAACAUAGCGCAUCAGUUUCUGGGCGAUGGCCUCCCGAGGUGGCACGCCUAUGGCACACAGCUGCUCAACCAAAGUGCCGCGAUGUACGAUCAGAUCUGCAGCAGCUUCAACGAUGUCAUGACGCUGAUCGACACGGAUAAGUACACUGGAAACGAAAAUGACUUAUUCACAUAUGGAUAUACUCCAGUUCCCUCGGCUCUGCCUGAGACUCCGCAACCACAACCACAACCACAACCACAACAAGCUGUCGUGCAUAAGGGGACUGCGAAGAAGUGCAGAAAGCCGACGCCGAAGGAGACUGGCAAAGGGCAAACAAGUGCCUUGGCUUCAACGCUUGCCUCUCGGGGUUAUUUCGCCAAAGUGGAGUUGUAUGCAAACUCGAAGCUAUCUCCAAAUCUACCUGCCCUCCGACUGCACAUACCAACAUACCCUCUCAUCUGCCUAGCAGCGCAAUACUCAGAGAGAGUGUACGAACACCCGAGAGGGGCAGAACGAGAUGCUCACGUAGAUGCGGACUGGAGGACAGGAACUAAAGCUAUGCGCAUCAAGUCUGUUCCCAUGGAUCACAUGGACACGAUCGUCUUUGCUAUCCGAGGGACGGCGACAUUCUUGGACUGGUCUGUCAACUUGAACACCGCGCCGACGACAGCAGCCGGAUUCCUUGACGACCCCAACAAUCUUUGUCAUGCAGGCUUUUUGUCAGUUGCGCGUAAGAUGAUAUCCCCUGUCGCGACAAGACUUCGCCAUCUCUUGGAAGAAGACCCCCGGCGGUGUUCAUAUUCGCUUCUUAUCACUGGCCACUCCGCCGGCGGCGCCAUCGCCUCCCUCCUCUACGCACACAUGCUCGCCACCUCCCCGUCCGCAUCCUCCGAACUGAACAACCUCACCGGCUGCUUCAAGCGCGUGCACUGCAUCACCUUCGGCACGCCCCCCGUCUCCCUCCUCCCCCUCCAGAAGCCCCACCGCCCCGACCUCAAGAAAUCCGUCUUCCUCAGCUUCAUCAACGAGGGCGACCCCGUCGCGCGCGCCGACAAAGCCUACGUCAAAAGCCUCCUCGAGCUCUUCACCGCGCCCGCCCCAACGGCCGAUCCAAAGGCGUCGUCGUCGACAAGCACGACGCAGCAGCAGUCCCCGCCUCUGUCGAGAAGCGGCGCGCCCGCGAAACACAGCAAGGCGCGCGGCUCCAGCACCUCGCUCGUCUCGCGGACGUCCAAGGCGUCCGCGAAGUCUUCUUCUUCUUCUUCUUCUAGCCGCUCCCCCUCCUCCACCUCCAAACCCGGAUCCGGGUCUGGGAAACCGAAGCCCCAGCCCCCCGUGUGGAGGGUCCCGCCCAGCACGCUCAGCAACGCGGGGCAGAUCGUCGUGCUGAGGUCCGGCGCGGCGAACGCGAAGAUCAGGCGCGCGAAGACGGUCGAGGAUCGGCUGGGCGAGGGCGUCGUGGCCCAGGUCGCGACGGAUGAGCAGCUGAGGGAUGUCGUGUGGGGGGACCCGGUGUGCCAUGUCAUGAAGCUGUAUGUGGGACGCGUGAAGAUGUUGGCUGUUGAUGCUGUUACGGCGAAGGGGCGCUGAGGUGGGUGUGGUGUGGAUGAGGGAGGGGCUGGGGGUGCCGAAAGGGAGCUUUGUGUUCCUCAUGACUUUAUGGCGAACUUUUUUAUGAUGUUACUUACUUACUUACUAGUUUGAUGUUUCUUGUUUUUUUUUUUUUUAUAUAUAUACCUAAAGGUACUUGGGCGUUGGGUUAGGGGCAAGAUACCAUUUUGGAGAUUUUCUCGUUUCUGGUAGAUGCAAAGAUACACAAUUUCAACUCUGGUUUGGCUUGGUUCUUCGGUGUUUUAUAUAUGUCGGAUUUGGCUUCUUUAUAUUUUCAUGGGUUGCGUUUUCGUUUUCGUUUUCGUUUUUCGUGCUUUAUCUUAUGCUGGACUCUCUACGCUCUGUGAGUGUAUUUGCUAUGCAUGACUGGGGGGGUAGGGAGAGGGUGGAGGGUUGAAGCAGCGCUUCGACGACGAAAUUAGCGGAAAGAGGUUGAGGUUAGCAAGGAAGCACGUCACAAUGAUUCUACUUUCACAUAUAAAGAUAUGGGUGAGGUUUGGGGGGGGGGGUGUGUGCAGGAGCAGGGGGCUAGAGUAUAUUCUAGGAUAUAGGAUAAAUUAUCACGG